AUGGCCGCAGAGAAUGCCCACGGGGUGGACCCGACGGACUUCCGGGAGAUCAUCGAAGAGUAUGCGCGCGAAGACGCCAUGAGAGAAGAACUAAUUAAAAAAAGCAGGGAGGUGAUCAAGCUGAGCAAACAAGCCAUCUUUGCUCUCCACCGUAGAGACACCCCGGAGGCCCAGAGCCACCUCCAGAUGGCCCAAAAAGUCUUCAAUGAAAACAUCUGGCCAAUCACUGAAGAGCAUCCGGCGCUGCGGCUGGCAGGCGCAGCCGGCGGGGGAGUCUUGGUGCCUGCAGGCAUGCUCACGGGGGCCGUGGAGGAGUACGCGGAGGCCCGCAUAUUUUUGCAUUUUCUUUUGCACAAAAGUUUAUUAACUCGAAAAGAAAUAAAAGAAAUAAAAGAAAUUCGAGUUGAAGAGUACUUGGGGGGGCUCAUGGACUGCACGGGCGAGUUGAACAGAUUCGCAGUGCUGCGCGCCACCGAAGGCCACCGCGCAGCAGUGCAGGAGUGCGCGGCGUUCGUUGCCGCCGUGCACGAACAAAUGCUGCUGCUGGACCUGCGCAAUUUGCCUCUCCGCAGAAAAUAUGACGCGUUGAAGUAUUCCCAAAAGAGGCUCGAGGCGCUCGUGUACGAGCUCGCGCUCGCCAGCCGCAUCGCCGGCCUCAAGCUGGCCUCCAUGCUCGUGGAGCCCGAGCCCGAAACCCACGCGGAGCAGGCCCGCGACGCCUGA
Molecule: messenger RNA, 723 nt
Organism: Eimeria tenella
Lineage: Eukaryota; Apicomplexa; Conoidasida; Eucoccidiorida; Eimeriidae
Product: translin, putative
Exons: 4
Coding region: 1-723 (240 amino acids)
Cellular component (GO): nucleus; cytoplasm
Molecular function (GO): RNA binding; sequence-specific DNA binding; RNA endonuclease activity
Source: RefSeq, a predicted model, not a curated record